Odontomachus brunneus is the source of this 2387-nucleotide messenger RNA. It is a transcript of the gene Ifrd1, whose product is annotated as interferon-related developmental regulator 2. Lineage: Eukaryota; Metazoa; Arthropoda; Insecta; Hymenoptera; Formicidae. The record is from RefSeq and is a predicted model, not a curated record. The transcript is spliced from 6 exons. The coding region runs from base 215 to 1528 and encodes 437 amino acids.
AACGGCAGUGCACAUUGAGAAAGCCCGUCGUAGGCUGUCUCGACGUGUAUGUUCUGAACGCUCCGCAACAUGUUAAUGAGUUCUCGUCAGCUCCCAACGAAAAAUUCACGUGGUGUAUUCAGUAUACGAAGGAAAACCACUAGUGCGAGACAUUUACCCUCUUGAUCGAGUCUUUCACGUAGUACCAAUUGUGCAAUAAGCAAGCUGAGGAACGAUGCCAGGCAAAGGGGGCAGAAGAGGAAAGUACGGUCACGGUGGAAAAAGAGCUGAGUUAACAUCCGACGAGGACUCCGUCUACAAUGACGCGUGUAGCGAUACCAGCGGCCAGUCCGACAAUCGUAGCGUGCUGGAGGAUGUGAAUGACAACGAGGUGGACGAACUUGCGCAGCAGGAGGCGUUCGAGGAGAAGCUGAGGGAGGCCAUCGACGGCCUGACCCAGAAGAGCGCCAAGGGCCGGACGAUCUGCUUCAACGGGAUCGAGAAGAUCUUCGCCAUCAAGUACAUCCCCGACUUCGUGGAGGACAGGAAGAUGACCAUCGCGGACUCUGUGGAGCGCGGCCUAAAGAAGGGACGCGGCGAAGAGCAAUCCACGGCGGCCAGGCUGAGCACCCUGUUAUGCGUUCAGUUGGGCGCGUUCGAGAGCGCCGAGAUGGUCUGCAGGGACCUCAAGUCGACCCUGACCUUCAUCGCGAGCGACAAUACAGCUUCCGUUCAUGCUCGCGCCGAGUGCUGUUGGGCGCUGAGUAUGAACCAAUUCUUGUCGGGCAACGACGCAGACGACACCAUCGAAAUUAUGCAGCUGCUAUCGUCUAUUUUCUCCGGAUCCUAUCUGAAGGGGAACGGCGCGAUCGCAAACAUAUCUGCGGACACGGCGGCGCUACACGCAGCGGCUAUCUCCUCAUGGACUCUGCUUCUGACGGUCAUGACUUCCGCGGACAUCUACAAUUUGCUGGCGAGCGACAAAACGAACAGUUACAUGCCUUCUCUCAAUCGAUUGCGCGAAUUGCUGGAAUCACCGCAUCUCGACGUACGUUUAUCGGCCGGCGAGGCGUUGGCCGUGGUGUUCGAGCUCGGCCGCGACUUCUCCUGCGACUACGAGCAGGACUGGGCGCUGGAUCUCGUCGAAAUUCUCAGGGAACUCGCCACGGAUUCAAACAAGUUCAGAGCCAAGAAGGAUCGCAAACAGCAACGUGCUAAUUUCCGAGACAUUCUGCGUUACAUCGAGGAAGAUGUUGUUCCGGAGAUGCACGUGAGAUUUGGCCAGGAGAUCUUGUACUUGGAGGGAUGGUGCGCGAGGACGCAAUAUAACGCCUGCUGCCGAUUGUUGGGUCCCGGUAUCAAUAUCCAUUUAGCUGAGAAUCAACUGCUGCGUGAGAUCUUUCACCUCGGCAACAAAGUUCUACCUAUACCAUCGUCCCAGAAAACAAGCAAAUUAGAGAGGACGCUGAUGAACGCAGCCGCAUUCAAGGCGCGCACGAUCCAACGCAACAAGAACCGUGACAAACGAUCCGCAGCUAUGGCACCGUAAUCGCUUCUCACUUCUGCUCCUGCCUGUCUAAUUCUUCUGUUAGCGUAAUACAGAUAUUAUUCAAUUUCUUAUUUAUUAUAAAAUUCUAUAGCGAAUUAUGAUUUUGCUCGGUACCUCGGGACUGAAUUGCACACGAAUUCUACUCCACAUAGGUUCUCCAUUCACGGGAAUUUUAUAAUCCGUAUUAAUAGUCGUUACAUGAAACUUGUCUCAAAUGAAAGAUAUUCAAGUACAAUUGAAAUCUGAAUAUCUUUCAAGGCCCGUCUACAAUGGAAGUAAAGUAUGGCUGUAAGAAGUAAGAGUAAUAAAUUGACCAAUCACAGUCGAAUGUGAGAAGAAUAAUCGACUGUGAUUGAUCAAUUUCUUACUAUUACAAUCACACUUGAUUUACAUGAUUGAUCAAUUUCUUAUUAUUACUUCUUAUAAUCACACUUUACUCCCAUUGUAGACGGCCCUUCAAUUUAGAUAGAUGUGUAUAAGUUAUAUACAUGUGUGCAUUGGUGUGUAUUAUACAAGUGAAUACAUUUAUAUUGCAUAGUUAUUUGGCAGAAUAUUUGGAAGGAUUUGUGUAGUAAAUUCUAUAUAUCCUAAUAUUAUCAAAGAUUGUAGGCCGUGAUAUAAUCUCGGCUUACAAUCUUUGAUAAUAUUAGGAUAUAUUGAAUCACUAUACAAAUCCUUCCAAAUAUUCUGCCAAAUAACUAUGCAAUAUAAAUGUAUUCACUGGUAUAAUAUACACCAAUGCACACAUGUAUAUAACUUACACACAUUUAUCUAAAUUGAAGGGCCAUCUACAAUGGGAGUAAAGUGUGAUUGUAAGAAGUAAUAGUAAGAAAUUGACCAAUCACAGUCGAUUAUUCUU